AUGGAAAACGAAGAAAGGCCACAACCAGAAGCUCAGUACCAAAGAGAACUUGAAGGAGUUCGGAAUGAUGUGGCACACCUAACCAGUAUGUUAGAGCAAAUGUUGAGAGCCAGAGAUGGAGAGGGAACGUCUACUCAACCUGAUGAAGCACCAGCAGCAGCUCAAAUUCCUGUCGCACCUAUAAACGUGGGGGCAAAUACACCAAAUAAGCAGCAUCCUAAUCCCAUUCGGCCCAUCCAAAUCCCUAUUACAAUGGAUUUAACAAACGAGGACCCACAUGACGUCAAACUCUCUAAUCAUGAAGGGUAUGAUAAGUGGACUGCACUAGAAGAGAGGCUAAGGGCAGUUGAAGGAAAUGAUUUAUUUGACCAAGUUAGGGCUGCUGAAGUAUGUUUGGUGCCUAACAUUGUUAUUCCAAAGAAGUUUAGAGUGCCAGAGUUUGUUAAGUAUACCGGGAUGGAAUGCCCAAAGACCCAUCUCCGUUCUUACUAUAACAAAAUGGCAGAAGUUAUCCACGAUGAUAAAAUGUUAAUUUACUUCUUCCAGGAUAGCCUGACAGGAUCGGCCCUUAGUUGGUAUAUGAGGCUGGACAAUAUUAGGAUCAAGAAGUGGACAGACUUGGCAGAUGCUUUCUUAAAGCAAUACAAGUUUAAUCUUGAGAUUGCUCCUGAUAGGACCAGUCUAAUUACCAUGGAGAAAGGAAAUCAAGAGUCUGUAAGGGUUUAUGCUCAAAGGUGGCGUGACCAAGCUAUCAAUGUACAACCUCCACUAAUAGAGACGGAGAUGGUGACACUGUUUGCUAAUACUUUUAGGGCUCCAUACUAUGAACACCUUAUGGGUAGUUCAGCACAACAUUUCUAUGAUGUGGUGCGGAUUGCUGAGAGGAUUGAACAAGGAAUCCGAAGUGGGAGAAUUGCAGAACCUAUAGAGAAGAGAGGUUUCAUUGGGAAAAAGAAAGAAAAUGAGGUGAAUAACCUAGAAGGUGGAUACAAAGGGAGAAGCAAAAACUACCAAACACCUACCACCCAAGUCACCAGUAUCAAUUUUGCCAAACCCUCCAUCCCAAACCAACCCAAUCAAACAAAAUUCCCAGCAAAUAACCAAAGCAAUUACCAAAGAAGGGACAACCGACCAUCGGAAGAACAAUUACCACCUUUACCAAUAACCUUAAAAGAGUUGUAUGCCAAGCUGUUGAGUAUUGGGCAGAUAGCUCCCCUACCCGUACCACCUAUGCAACCACCUUUCCCUGCAUGGUACAACCCCGAGGUGACUUGUGAAUACCAUGCUGGUCACGCAGGUCAUAGCAUUGAGGCUUGCUUUGCUUUUAAAAGGAAGGUGUUGCAACUGAUCAAAGUUGGAUGGGUCACUUUCGAGGAUUCACCUAAUGUGAAUUCAAACCCUCUACCCAAACAUGCUGUAGGUGGUAGUGGAGUGAAUACUAUGGAGGUCGGUAGCAAAGAGAAGGUGCUAAGAGUGACCAUGGCAAGGCUGUAUGAAAUGUUGGUACAGUCUGGACAUUUGGAGAAACCAUCUGAACAUUGCAUAAGGGAAGAUGAUUUUUGCCCAUUCCAUAAAAAGAAAGGCCAUCACAUUGAUGAAUGCAUUGAGUUUCAUCAAAAGGUUGCGAGAAUGCUGACUUUAGGAGAGCUAAGGAUUGAGGCUGCAAGAGAUAACGAAGAGAUCAAGAUGAUAGAGAAUCAGGGGAAAUGUAGAAUCCAAUCAACAGCUAAUGGGCUAUCGAGAUUGGUAUUAACUAAACCCCCGAUGGCAAACAAAGCAAACUAUGGAGCGAUGCCUAGAGAUUAUGGUUAUACCUCGAUUAUUGAAACUCCUUUGCCACUGUUCCGAACUGAGAUAAGUGGACUAACUCGGAGUGGUCGUUGUUUCACACCUGAAGAACUAGAGAAACAAAGAAAGGCUAAGGGCAAGGAGGUGUUGGACCUCGAUAAAGAGUUUGAGGUGAAUAAACCUGUGACUGAGGAAGAAACAAAUGAGUUUUUGAAAUUGAUGAAGCAUAGUGAGUACUGUAUAGUGGAUCAGUUGAAGAAGACCCCUGCCAAGAUCUCCAUCAUGUCAUUAAUACUCAGUUCCGAGCCGCAUCGUAAUGCUUUGCAAAAAGUACUAAAUGAGGCCUACGUACCCCAAGAUAUUGAACAAAAGACUAUGGAGCAUCUAGUAGGGAGGAUCCAUGCUGCCAAUUACUUAUAUUUCACGGAAGAUGAACUUGACGCUGAAGGAACUGGACAUAACAAGCCCUUAUAUGUCACAGUCCGAUGCAAAGAUUGUCUCAUUGGUAAAGUUCUCAUCGAUAACGGCUCAGCCCUUAAUGUGUUACCAAGGCAUAUGCUGGAUGAAAUGCCAGUGGAUCCCUCACACAUGCAACCCAGUGUGAUGACGGCUAGAGCGUACGAUGGCUCACCAAGGCAAGUGAUAGGGACAAUUGAGGUCGAACUAGCUGUGGGUCCACAAGUCUUUCUAGUAACCCUUCAAGUGAUGGAUAUCCACCCUUCCUAUAGUAUGUUGUUAGGAAGGCCAUGGAUACAUUCUGCGGGAGCUGUCACCUCCUCGCUGCAUCAAUGUUUGAAGUACAUUGCCAAUGGCGUUCUGGUUACUGUUAAGGCUGAGGAGACUAUAUCAAUGGUAAGAAAUGUGGCGGUUCCAUUCAUUGAAGCCGAAGAUUGUAAGGAUGGAAACCUUCAUGCAUUUGAAGUUGUGAAUACCGAGUGGGUACCCGAGAACACUGUGGUGAGAAAACCAGAACUCUCGGAGGCCACCAAAAUGGCCGCUAAAAGCUUUUUGAAGCACAAGAUUCCUUGCCCAUAUGUCAUCAAGAAAGGAAAACUUGAAUGGAUUGAUAUAAUCAAGCUGAAAGCUGCAGAACAGAGGUUUGGGCUUGGAUAUAAGCCCAAGAAAGAGGAUUACAAGCGAGCUGCUGGUGCAAGAAGGGAGAAAAGAAUGGCUAGGAUUGAAGGAAGGAAGCCUGAAGAAGAAAGCCUAGUCAUCCCUCCAAUCAGGACUUCUUUUCCAAAGGCCGCAUAUGUGAUGCAACCUGAUAAGGGACACGGAAACCUCUUUCAGAAGUUUUUUUCAAUGAACAUAAACACUCUGGAGGAAGACCAAGUCAAGAACAUUGCUGAGAAAAUUGAAUCUGGAAGAAAGGAUGAAGAGCUGCCACAAUUAACCAUCCACAUUUUGGAAGAAGUCACCGACAGGACUUUCAUUCGAAAGCUAGCCGAAGGAGAGAAGUUCCAGAAUUGGGAGACCCAAGAAGCUCCAUUGGUUUUCAAAAUGAACCCUGAAAGCGGAUCCUCCACAACAACACCUGCACUUUACAUUGAGAAUGAAUGGCCAAACUUUAAAGAAUACAUAGUAGCUAGAGAGCUGAAAAUAGGGACUUUGAUCACUCCGGAAGAGAAGGAAGAGUUGAUUGCACUGCUCCGAGAUUACGUAGAUGUCUUUGCCUGGUCCUACGAAGAUAUGCCUGGUUUGGAUACGGACAUCGUAGUACAUAAGAUACCACUGGUGGAAGGAUGCAAGCCGGUUAAGCAGAAGUUAAGGAGAACUCAUCCGGAGAUCUUAAUCAAAGUAAAAGCAGAAAUUGAAAAGCAAUGGAACGCUGGUUUUUUGGAAGUAGUCAAGUAUCCACAGUGGGUGUCAAACAUAGUGGUGGUACCCAAAAAGGAAGGGAUAGAAGUAGAUCCCGACAAAGUAAAGGCUAUUCAAUCUAUGCCACCUCCCAAGACUGAGAAAGAUGUGAGAGGUUUCUUAGGAAGGUUGAAUUACAUUGCUCGGUUUAUAUCUCAAUUAACCACGACUUGUGAUCCGAUCUUUCGUUUGUUAAGGAAGAAGAAUCUUGGAAUGUGGAAUAAGAGUGUGAAGAAGCUUUCGAGAAAAUCAAGCAGUACCUACUAA
This is a messenger RNA of Populus nigra (black poplar), 3912 nucleotides long. RefSeq lists its product as uncharacterized. The transcript has 4 exons. The record is from RefSeq and is a predicted model, not a curated record. Bases 1 to 3912 code for a protein of 1303 amino acids. Lineage: Eukaryota; Viridiplantae; Streptophyta; Magnoliopsida; Malpighiales; Salicaceae.